AUGAGGAAGCUGGUGCCAGGGACUGGCUGGCCAUCCUGUGGUGUCUUCCUGCAAGCCAUCCUGUGGUGUCUUAGUGACACUAAGGCUUCAGUUGGUCACCCUGUGCUUAGUACAGUGGACCGUGGCAUUUUUAUCAUUCAAAAGAAACAGUUCCAGCUUCAAAGCUUUAUUAAGAAAGUCUGGGUCCCCAUGAAACCCUACUAUACCCAGGUUUACCAGGAAACUUGGGUAGGAGUGGGGUUAAUGACCCUCAGUGUUGAUAAAAUCAGGAGUGCUGAUAAGAGGAGUAACACUCUGAAAGGCUCCAGCCCUGGGCCUGCCCAUGGGCAUCACUAA
Messenger RNA from Rattus rattus (black rat), 336 nucleotides. Its product is annotated as ATP synthase subunit ATP5MPL, mitochondrial-like. Lineage: Eukaryota; Metazoa; Chordata; Mammalia; Rodentia; Muridae. Bases 1 to 336 code for a protein of 111 amino acids. The transcript is spliced from 4 exons. The record is from RefSeq and is a predicted model, not a curated record. Gene Ontology annotation, cellular component: mitochondrion.